AUGAAGGCAUUGUGCAGUUUGCUGCUUCUGGCGAUGGUUGGACUAGUGGUGGCCUAUCCUGCCGAACAGCAAUCAAACCAACAAGUAGCUGAGGCACAUCUACCUGCCGUAGAUGUUGUGCAGUUGGUCCCGGUAGAGGAGAGCGUUGCAACCGAAACGGAAGGUCAACGCUCAAAGCGUCAUCUUGGCUUCGGUGGCGUUGGCAUUGGCGUUGGCGUUGGAUUGGUUGGUGGUGGAGGAUUUGGAGGCUUCCCUGGAUACGGGUACGGAGGUGGUUUCUACCCUGGGUACGGUUACGGUGGAUAUCCCGGCUUUGGAUACGGUGGCUAUCGGCGCUACGGAUACCGGUACGGUGGAUACGGAUAUGGUGGAGGGUUCGGAUAUCCGCAUUACUUUUAA
Messenger RNA from Anopheles maculipalpis, 399 nucleotides. Its product is annotated as keratin-associated protein 19-2-like. The coding region runs from base 1 to 399 and encodes 132 amino acids. The record is from RefSeq and is a predicted model, not a curated record. Lineage: Eukaryota; Metazoa; Arthropoda; Insecta; Diptera; Culicidae. The transcript has a single exon.